This is a messenger RNA of Kluyveromyces lactis, 1560 nucleotides long. It is a transcript of the gene NDI1, whose product is annotated as NADH-ubiquinone reductase (H(+)-translocating) NDI1. Gene Ontology annotation, molecular function: NADH dehydrogenase activity. Lineage: Eukaryota; Fungi; Ascomycota; Saccharomycetes; Saccharomycetales; Saccharomycetaceae. The coding region runs from base 1 to 1560 and encodes 519 amino acids. The record is from RefSeq and is a predicted model, not a curated record. The transcript has a single exon.
AUGCUAUCUCUAUCCCAGACUAGAAAUUUGGCUGUUCGCAGAUUAAGUUCUGUCAGUCUAGCUGUUCGUCAUUCGAGCACAUCUACCGUUCAUUCUGCCAAGGACGGUAGCAAGGUUCCAGCUGGUUCAGCUUCAUUCACCACUACCAAGUUGAUUGAAAACAAUGCCGACAACAAGCCUAAUGUUGUCAUUUUGGGUUCCGGUUGGGGUGCUAUUUCUUUCUUGCAACAUAUCGAUGCUAAGAAGUACAACGUUUCUAUCGUUUCACCAAGAAACUAUUUCUUAUUUACUCCAUUAUUACCAUCUACCCCAGUCGGUACUGUCGAUGAAAAAUCUAUCAUCGAACCUGUGGUCAAUUUCGCUUUGAAGAAGAAGGGUAAUGUUUCUUACUAUGAAGCUGAGGCUACCUCCAUCAACCCGGACAGAAACACUGUUACCAUCAAAUCAGUUUCCACUGUGUCUCAGUUGUACCAACCUGAGAAGCAUUUGGGUCUGAGCCAAGAGGACACUGCUGAAAUCAAGUAUGACUACUUGUUGACUGCUGUUGGUGCUGAGCCAAACACUUUCGGUAUCCCUGGUGUUGAACAAUACGGUAACUUUUUGAAAGAAAUCCCUCACUCUUUGCAAAUCAGAAAGAGAUUUUUAGCCAACAUCGAAAAGGCUAACUUGUUGCCAAAGGGUGACCCAGAAAGAAAGAGAUUAUUGACCAUUGUCGUUGUUGGUGGUGGUCCAACUGGUGUUGAAACUGCCGGUGAAUUGCAAGAUUAUGUUGACCAAGAUUUGAAGAGAUUCAUGCCUUCUAUCGCUGAAGAAGUUCAAAUCCAUUUGGUUGAAGCUUUGCCAAACGUUCUAAACAUGUUCGAAAAGAAAUUGACCUCUUACGCUCAAGACGUUUUGUCCAAGACUAAUAUCAAUUUGAUGUUGAGAACUGCUGUUGGUAAGGUCGAAAAAGACCACUUGAUCGCUAAGACCAAGGAUGCUGAUGGUAAUGUCACCGAACAGACUGUCCCAUACGGUACUUUGAUUUGGGCUACCGGUAACAAGGCUAGACCUAUCGUUACUGACUUGUUUAAGAAAAUCACUGAACAAAAUGCUUCCACAAGAGCUUUGAACGUUGACGAACACUUGUUGGUCAAGGGCUCUAACAACAUCUUCGCUAUCGGUGACAACGCUUUUGCUGGUCUGCCUCCAACUGCUCAAGUUGCUCAUCAACAAGCUGAAUACUUGGCUAAGGUCUUCGACAAGAUGGCUAAAAUCCCAGGUUUCCAACAAGAAUUGGCUACCAGAAAGGAAAAGAUCGACUUGCUAUUCGAAGAAAACGGUUUCAAGCCAUUCAAGUACGUCCAUUUGGGUGCCUUGGCUUACUUGGGUGCUGAAAAGGCCAUUGCCAACAUCACUUACGGUAAGCGUUCCUUCUACACUGGUGGUGGUUUGAUUACCUUCUACAUCUGGAGAGUUCUAUACGUUGGUAUGAUCUUAUCUGCCAGAUCCAGAUUCAAGGUUAUUGCUGAUUGGUUGAAAUUGGCUUUCUUCAAGAGAGACUGUUUCAAGGAAUUAUAA